AUGCCACUUCGAGUUUCAGGGAGUUGUAAAACUAUGGUAGGCGGGAGAUUGGCUGGUUCGACAGCUUUCCUGAGGUCUCAGACUUCUGCUGAUAGCUUGUCUCUCACAAUAAUUCUGUCUCCACCUUUCCCUUGUCUCUCCCAACCAUUCUGCCGGCUGCAGGACUGCCAAGAGCUCACCGAUGUGGAGAGAGCGAUUGAAAUUGUCAUCAACAACUUUCAUUGUUACGCUGUGAAGGGCCGCAAAGAGUGCCUUACCCCCAAUGAGCUGAAGGAGCUGGUGGGUCAGAGGCUCCCGCAUUUGUCCAAGGGUGUCGGGACGCUGGAUGAGAAGAUUGAGUGUCUCGGAGAUAAUGACGAGGCCAAACUGCAGUUUGGGGAGUACUGGGAUAUCAUGGGAGAUGCGGCCAAAGGGUGCAGAGUCCCAGGACAGAAGAAGUAA
Varanus komodoensis (Komodo dragon) is the source of this 441-nucleotide messenger RNA. RefSeq names its product protein S100-A14-like. Gene Ontology annotation, biological process: positive regulation of monocyte chemotaxis; toll-like receptor 4 signaling pathway; positive regulation of granulocyte chemotaxis. The transcript has 2 exons. Bases 1 to 441 code for a protein of 146 amino acids. Gene Ontology annotation, cellular component: perinuclear region of cytoplasm. Gene Ontology annotation, molecular function: chemokine receptor binding. Lineage: Eukaryota; Metazoa; Chordata; Lepidosauria; Squamata; Varanidae. The record is from RefSeq and is a predicted model, not a curated record.